Messenger RNA from Enterobius vermicularis (human pinworm), 408 nucleotides. The record is from the annotation of a GenBank genome assembly. NCBI's taxonomy places the organism in Eukaryota, Metazoa, Nematoda, Chromadorea, Rhabditida, Oxyuridae.
AUGUAUAGUCAAGUCGCCUUAGUCGAAGGCUUUUUGAAGGCAAUACCAACAAUGGCAACCAAAUCAUGGGAAGAUUAUGAGAAAGAGUGCACAGCACAGGGAGCUCAUCUUGCUUCUAUACAUUCUGGAUAUGAGAACUCAUUUGUUUAUGGUAUCGCAUUUGGUGACGAUCUAUGUCAAUACGCUGCCAUUGGGUUGAAGUCGGUUUCCGGUAAUCUGAACAGUUUCCAGUGGAACGACGGAACAUCUUUGGAUUUUAACUACUGGGACAGUGGAAAGCCACCAUACGAAAACAAGUUUUGCACUUUUAUGCGCUAUCAUGUGAAAGGUCCUUGGUACAACUUUGGAUGUGACGAUACGGCGUGGAGUUUUUGCGCUGUUUGUAAAAAACCAGCGACGCAAAUUUGA